Messenger RNA from Sinocyclocheilus anshuiensis, 2025 nucleotides. Its product is annotated as E3 ubiquitin-protein ligase RNF103. Gene Ontology annotation, cellular component: endoplasmic reticulum. Bases 460 to 2025 code for a protein of 521 amino acids. Lineage: Eukaryota; Metazoa; Chordata; Actinopteri; Cypriniformes; Cyprinidae. Gene Ontology annotation, molecular function: ubiquitin-protein transferase activity. The record is from RefSeq and is a predicted model, not a curated record. The transcript is spliced from 4 exons. Gene Ontology annotation, biological process: ERAD pathway; protein ubiquitination.
UUCCCUCUUUCCCGUUAAUGCUUCACACUCCAGUCCAGUUGGUGGCGGUAAUACACCAUAAGUUGGCUUGUCAACCGCCAUAAAAUCGUACAAGAAGAAGAUCAGCCAGAGCCGACAACUACUCACGCGCACGGAAACAUUACCGUUCGCAAGAAUCGCAAACACAAUAUCGAGGAAAACGCGACAGGGCAGUAAAUGUUUAUAAAUGAAGACCGCGGUUCGUUUAGUCGCGCAGCACUGAGGGACAAAACACACUGGCCUGCUGCCGAAGGUCCCUUAUCUGAAGCUGUUGUUUUGACGCUCUGCCUCCACAUAAUUAUAUAAUACGAUGGAAACGAUUCUUGCCUGCUUAGGGAGUCGUUUCGCUGGAGACAUAUAAAAAACGCCAGUGCCUCAUAAUACUGUAGUUUCAAUGCAAAUCAGCUAGACCACAACGACAACUCUUCCGUCUGCGAGAAAAUGUGGUGGAAACUCUUCUUUUUGCUCCUGUAUUUUUUCAUGUUAUUCAUCCUGGCUCGGUUUUUUGAAGCCAUCGUCUGGUAUGAGACGGGAAUUUUCGCCACCCAGCUGGUGGAUCCGGUGACAUUGAGCUUCAAGAAACUCAAAACCAUUCUGGAGUGUCGUGGUCUGGGAUACUCCGGCCUGGCAGAGAAGAGGGAUGUGAGGGAACUGGUGGAAAACUCGGGGGAGCUGAUGCAAGGGGAGCUCUACUCCGCUCUCAAGAAUGAGAAGGAGCAAGUGGGAUCUGACUCCAGCACCACUUUCAAUGGAGAAAUGCACUUUUAUGAAUUAGUGGAAGACACUAAAGAUGGUAUCUGGUUAGUUCAGGUAAUAGCCCAAGAUCGAAAUCCACUGUUGAGCACUGCCAACUGGGGCAAAAUGGUACAGAAAGUUUCUCAGUUUGGCAUUCGAACAGGCACUUUCAACUGCUCGAGUGACUCAAGGUAUUGCCAAAAACGGGGCUGGAUGAAGUCCACCCUCAUCAUGUCUGUCCCGCAGACCAAUGCAUCCAAAGGGAAGGUCAUGUUGAAGGAGUACAAUGGCAGGCGCAUCGAAACAGAGCACAUCUUCAAAUGGAUGACUGCGCAUGUUGCCUCGCGCAUCAAAACCAUACGUUUCUCUGAGCAAUUAAUGGAUGACUGGUAUCAGAUGGAAAAGCAGCCAGUGAAGAUGUUCUUGUUCGCCAGACUGCUUCAGCCCCCGUCGUUUUUCUCAGCUCUCAGCAUCAAAUUCACGGGGCGCAUCGAGUUCAUCUUCGUCGACGUGCGCAACUGGGACAACACCACCUGUCUGGACGAGAUUGGGGUGCAGCAAAUGCCCUCAUACAUCCUCAAAACACCAGAAGGCAUCUACAGAUACGGCAAUAGCACCGGGGAAUUCAUUUCCUUGCAUGCCAUGGAUGCAUUUCUUCGGUCCGUACAACCAGAAGUCAAUGACUUGUUCAUUUUGAGCUUGGUUAUGGUCAAUCUAAUGGCUUGGAUGGACCUUUUCAUUACACAGGGAGCCACCAUAAAACGCUUUGUGGUUUUAAUCAGCACACUAGGGACUUAUAAUUCCUUACUCAUCAUUUCCUGGCUGCCCAUCCUUGGUUUUCUUCAGCUUCCAUACCUGGAUAACUUUUAUGAGUACAGCCUGAAACUGUUGCGUUACGCAGACACCACUACUAUUGCCUCUUGGGUCCGGGCCGACUGGACCUUCUAUUCUUCUCACCCAGCUCUCUUCCUCAGCACUUAUCUAGCCCAUGGCCUUCUCAUCGACUACUUUGAGAAGAAAAGAAGAUGUAGCAACGAAGACCAAAACGCAAACAACCUAGAGUGGUUGUCAAGUCUCUGGGAUUGGUACACCAGCUACUUGGUACAUCCCAUUGCCUCGUUCCAGAACUUUGAGUCAGACUGGGACGACGAUCCCAAUUUCCUUUUGGAAAGAUUGGCAUUCCCAGACCUCUGGCUUCGCCCGCUGGUUCCAAUAGACUACAUCAAGAACCUGCCCACCUGGAAGUUCAGAAAAAAAAAACAGACAACUUGA